UGUUAACAGAAUGCACUAUGCUCAAAUACCGUAAUGGCGUAACAACUAAUGGUCAAUGGACAUAAAUACAAACGCUAUUUCCUAUUUGUAUAAUGUCGCUAAUCGCUUUUUCGGUUAUUAAUUUUUGUGUGCUUUAGUACUUAGUAGCGCUUGUGUCUUCCGUUGAAAUUUGUGAAAUACGCGUGAACUGUUUUUCCGUAUUAUAAAUUUAAACGUUUUUUUUGUUAGUGUUGUGUAUUAUAAUUAAAUACGUUUUGAAUUAAAUAGAUUAAUUGCAUUCCAGUAUCUAUUAUUUUUAGUAUUUUAAGGGUCAGCAGCAUAUUACUUCAAAUUUACUUACCGCAGAUAUCAAUAACAUCAUGGCUAAAGUACAACUGUCAAAUGUGGUUGUCUUAGAUAAUCCGUCUCCAUUUUUAAAUCCUUUUCAAUUUGAACUUACGUUUGAGUGUAUUGAAGAUUUAAACGAAGAUUUGGAAUGGAAAAUGAUUUAUGUUGGAUCUGCUGAAAGUGAAGAACACGAUCAAAUACUAGAUACUAUUUAUGUUGGCCCUGUUCCUGAAGGAAGACAUAUGUUUGUUUUUGAAGCAAAUCCUCCAGAUGUAUCCAAAAUUCCCGUAGAAGAUGCUGUUGGUGUAACUGUUGUACUAUUGACUUGUUGCUAUCGUAAUCAGGAAUUUGUUAGAGUUGGAUACUUCAUUAACAAUGAAUAUACUGAUCCAGAGCUGCAAGAAAAUCCUCCAGCUACACCUCAAUUUGAUAAGAUGACAAGAAAUAUAUUGGGUACUGAACCUAGGGUAACAAGGUUUAAGAUUAAUUGGGAUGACUCGGAACAACCUACUACUAGUAAUGGAAUACAAACUACCUGUCACGAAAAUGAAGAUUCAAACCUACAAGAAAUGGAUGAAGAAGUGUCAUCUUUGUUAUCUUCCCAUGCAGACAACAGCCUUAGUCAAAGUCCAAUGGAAGUAUUGUAAAUCGACUGAUCCAAUAUCUCAUCUAUUUUAAUAUCAAUAUUUUUUCUAAGUACUACAUUUUAUUAAAAAAAGUAAAAGAAGUGUUAUAAUCAUGUAAUAAAUUUAAAAGCAAUUAAUUUAAAAUUGAAAUAAAAUAAAGACGUUUUUUAUUCAA
This is a messenger RNA of Metopolophium dirhodum (rose-grain aphid), 1128 nucleotides long. RefSeq names its product histone chaperone asf1 (gene asf1). Bases 360 to 974 code for a protein of 204 amino acids. Gene Ontology annotation, molecular function: histone binding. The record is from RefSeq and is a predicted model, not a curated record. Gene Ontology annotation, biological process: DNA replication-dependent chromatin assembly. Gene Ontology annotation, cellular component: nucleus. The transcript has 6 exons. Lineage: Eukaryota; Metazoa; Arthropoda; Insecta; Hemiptera; Aphididae.